Messenger RNA from Linum tenue, 1335 nucleotides. The record is from the annotation of a GenBank genome assembly. Lineage: Eukaryota; Viridiplantae; Streptophyta; Magnoliopsida; Malpighiales; Linaceae.
AUGAAGGUGAACAUCCUAAAGACCACCAUUGUGAGGCCUAGUGACAAAGACGAGGCAAACCCUGAUCAUCAUGGUCGUCGUCGAUUGUGGCUGUCCAAUCUGGACCUCGUACACGGUAGGGUCCACGAGUCGACGGUUUACCUCUACAAGCCGUCGGAGAGAAAUUACUUCGACCUCGAGCUGCUGAAAGAGGCCCUGAGUCGGGCACUCGUCCCCUUCCAUCCCCUGGCCGGACGGCUGGCCAGGGACGAGAAGGGGAGGAUCGAGGUGGACUGCAACGGAGAAGGCGUGUCGUUUUUGGAAGCCGAGUCAGAUGCUUCGUUGGACGAGCUUGGCGAGUUCAUGCCUGGAGAUGAGCUACUCAAGUUGGUGCCUAGGGUUGAUUACUCAAAUCAUGAGAUCUCUUCUUGCCCUUUGGUGCUUCUUCAGGUGACGAGGUUCAAGUGUGGCGGAUUGAGCCUUGGGACAGCAAUCCACCACAGCGUGGCCGAUGGUGAAUCGGCUCUGAGCUUUAUCAAAACAUGGUCCAACCUGGCUCGCGGCCUUCCCGCAGCGGUCACGCCGUUUAUGGACCACACCAUUCUUCGAGCCAGGAACCCACCCACCCCAAAGUUUCAUCACUCCGAGUACGACCCGGCCCCAACCCUGAUCAACAACCCUAACCAACCCGGAAACCGCACCACCAUGGCCAUCUUCCGGUUCGAACCGGACCAACUCAACGCCCUGAAAAAGCUGGCAAACCCAACCGGCACAGCUAGUAAAAUACGGUAUGAGUAUUUUACAUUAUUAUCCCACAUCUGGCGCUGCGCGAGCAAGGCCCGCGGCGGCCUUGCUCCCGACCAGCCGACCAGGCUCCACAUGGCGGUGGACGGCCGGUCGAGGCUGACGAGCCCGCCGGUCCCUUCUUCCUACUUCGGCAACGUGAUCUUCCAUGCCGCUCCCGUCGCCACGGUCGGCGAGCUAACUACGGAGCCACUGGUUCGAACCCUGGAGAGGAUUCGAGAUGCCAUCGACAAGAUGGACGACAGCUACCUGAGGUCGGCGAUCGAUUACUUGGAGGACCCCGACGACGGCGACGACCCGGCGAGCGUGAUGCAGGUUGGGGGCACGUGCCGGUCGCCGAACCUGAAGAUCGUCAGCUGGGUCCGGCUGCCGUUGGAGUGUGCCGAUUUCGGGUUUGGGAAGCCGCUGUGUUGCCGUCCGGCGGGGUUGUUCGAAGGAUAUGGGAACCUUCUUCCUGGGAGUGGUGAGGAUGGGAGUCUUGUUCUUGCGAUUUGUCUUGAGGCGGAAGCUAUGGCGGCGUUUCGGAAGCUGGUUCAUGGUGUUGAUGUGUAG